AUGGGAGAAGGAGGAGAAGAUCCUCAGAAAUUGAAGACAAUGGCUGCGGCGGCUUACGACUACGACAACGAUCCACGAUGGGCGGAUUAUUGGUCAAACAUUCUUAUUCCUCCCAGCAUGGCAUCCCGCUCCGAUGUUAUUAACUACUACAAGCGCAAGUUCUACCAGCGUUACGUUGAUCCUGAUCUGAUUCUUGAGCCAAUGGCUACUGGCAGUACAUCUCAGCGAGCGGCAGCAUCUUCAACAUCUACAACAAAUAGUAAUUCAAAUGCACAGAACUCAGGUUAUACAAGUAGAACGACUGGCAUAUCCACAACUCCAGCUCCAAAUUCAACAUCUCUGCGUUGGGAUAGACAAACUAUUCAAUUUUCUGUCAAUGCUUGGGUUUUUGUUGUGGCAGUUCUUGCAAUCUUUCCUCUUGUUCCUAAGAAUCUGUCAAACAGGGCAUUUCGGCUUUCCUUCAUGGGGACUGCAUGUUCUUCUCUGUAUUCAUUAUAUUCAUUAUAUGGGAAACCUAGAGCAUGGAACUUGCAGGCUCUGCAAGUUUGGUUUCAAUCGGUGGCAGUUACCAAAGAUUUUAUCUACUCUAUCUACUGCCUUACCUUUAUCACUUCAAAUCUGUGCCUAAAAUUUGCUUUGAUUCCAAUUUUGUGCUUGUCCCUUCAGCAUGUUGCAAAGUUUCUUAGGCGUAACUUUAGCAGAUCCACCUUGUACAGGAAAUACUUUGAAGAGGCCUGUGUUUGGGUUGAUUCGAACACAACCACCCUUAGCAUUCUGUCUUCACAAGCUGAGAUUGGGCUUGGAUUCCUUCUGAUUCUCUCUCUUCUCUCGUGGCAGCGCAAUAUUAUACAAGCAUUUAUGUACUGGCAGCUUUUAAAGCUUAUGUACCAGGCCCCUGCAACUGCUGGUUAUCAUCAAAGAGCAUGGGCCAGGAUAGGGAGGAUUAUAAAUCCUCUAAUCCAACGCUACGCGCCUUUCCUGAACACUCCAAUUACUGCUAUUCAGAAAUGGUGGUUUAGGGUGAUCUUGAGGUCUUUGAAGUUUACCGUUUCUUUGUAA
Messenger RNA from Fraxinus pennsylvanica, 1059 nucleotides. The record is from the annotation of a GenBank genome assembly. NCBI's taxonomy places the organism in Eukaryota, Viridiplantae, Streptophyta, Magnoliopsida, Lamiales, Oleaceae.